AUGAUAUCAUAUGGUUUUAGAAUUUUAAUAUAUAUUUCAAGAGAAAUUAGACAUAGAUUUUUGUUGAAAAAAAUAUUAUGCCAUCUUUUCAAUAUAUUAUAUCCUUCCUUUUUUUGUACUUCAGACUAUAUAAAACGAGCAGCUUUAUGUUUUCGAGAAAGCUUAAUAGUUUGUUUAAAAAAUGAAUCUAUGAAGGAUAUGAAGCCAAUAGGCAGUUAUUCUAUUCUGGUAGAAUCCAUUGGGCCUAAAGCUCAAGAAUUUUUAGUACAUGUACAAUCUUCGAUGUCUAUUGAUGGUCAUUUCGGUGGGUCAAAAGUUAUCAGUUCAGUGACAUCGAAAUUUCAUUGCCUAGAAGAAAAGAGGACAGAAUUCAUUUACGAAAAUGGUCUAUAUGAAAAAACAAUAUUUAUAGGAAUAGAAGAUAAUUGUUACCAUGUAAAAUUAACACACACUUGUCCGUGCGAUAAAUCUUCGGAAAUUAAAGACUUAUCCUUUUAUACUAACAGUAGAUUAAUAAGUGAAGGAGCAAAUAUAUUACUUAUGCGAUAUUUAGCACUUAUAAAUUAUGAAGGAAUAUUAUCUUUUCAAAGCAUUUCUAUAGAUGGAGAUUCCACAGAAUCUAAUUAUAUAUGUACUCCUACCGAAUGUAUGGAAUUAGAUAAUCGUGUAUUAAAUGUUUAUACGAUUGAACGAAAACUAUGCAGAGAAGAUGGAACUGUUCAUACUAUGAGAACAUAUUUAACAGCAAAAGGUAGAAUACUCCGACAUAAUUGGUUAGAUGUGCCAUAUAUUUUGAAAAUUAAUCCAUUAGCAGAUUUAAAUAUUCCAAGUAAAACAAUAAGAAUAGAAACACCAUUAAAAGAUUCUUGGAACAAAGAUAUUGAAAUGUUUUCUAAAUAUUUAGAUAUAAAAUUUUCCAAAAUCGCUGAAGAAACGGAAUACUUAGCUGAUCAUCCGGAAAUAAAACAAUUAAUUGCAGAUUAUAUUCAAAUACUGUUAGUUGGUAAUCAAUUUCUCGAUUGGGAAAACAUUGUACCAAUAGUUCUUAAACAGGUCAAAUUGCAUUUCACUUUUUACAAUAAUAUAUUAAUAUCUUUAUAAUUUACUGGUCUCCACAGUAAAACCAGAAAAUGUGAUAGACUUUACAAUACAACAUUUUAAAGCAUUUGCAAAAAAUCCAAUGACUUGGGAGACCAGUACAUUGAAAGAAGAUUAUGAUAAUAAUGUAACAUCACAGCUCACAGAAAAGAACUUGGAUACUUUAUGCAAUAUCUGUGGAUUUUAUGUUGAUUGUACUGCAUUGAAAGAAAUUUGUUCGCAAGAAACUACA
This is a messenger RNA of Apis mellifera (honey bee), 1330 nucleotides long. Its product is annotated as ciliogenesis-associated TTC17-interacting protein. The record is from RefSeq and is a predicted model, not a curated record. NCBI's taxonomy places the organism in Eukaryota, Metazoa, Arthropoda, Insecta, Hymenoptera, Apidae. Bases 1 to 1101 code for a protein of 366 amino acids. The transcript has 5 exons.